AUGAGUAAUGGUUGUUCGUCUUUGAAAGCAUAUACUAUGAAAGCGCAGACAAAGCCAAGUGUAAGUGGGACCACUAGUUCCGGAACGCCUGAUUCGAAACUUCUCGCUUCGAAAUUGUUUUCAUACCUAAUUUCCUACGGCGAAAAUUGUCGCUUGGCAAUUGGCAGCGUAGCCGAACGCUUUCACGAAUUUGGCGGAGACAAGGGCUAUGAUUCGAAGAAAGCAUUGGAAUUCGUAAACUCUUUUCGCAAUAAAUUUGUUGUCAAGAACGUCGAGGGGAAGCAAUUUGUCGAAGCCAGAACAUCUGUGAAAAUAUGCGAUGCCUUUCAGGAAGGGAAGUGUAGGGCAACGGUUUGCAAAGAACUCCACGUGUGUCGUUUCUUUUUGGAAGGUACAGUAUUAUUCAUAACGCUGGUAGCCAGACCGCGAGUAUACUAAUGCAGGUAUCAGCAGCUUUCCCGGGGGGUCGACCCCCGGGCCACCCCGGGGAUUUGUCAAAACAGCCUUGACAAAAGGACACUAAUGCCCGUGGGUUGGGGCAAAAUUUUGUCACAAAUGCCCCUACCUCCGGGGCGAAAUUUGGAAAACAAUAAUUUCAAAUAUAACAAAUGGUUAUUUACAAAGAAAUUUGUAGUAAGUUAAUAUACUUAUUAACAUAAUUUUGGGCAUCUCGUUCAAUAAACAAUGAAGCGUAGGCCGUAAAGAAGAUAUUUUUGAACUAAAAAUUCAUACACAAUUUUAUAUCGGGACAUUUGUUAUUAAUACGUUUGCUAUAACCUAUUUAAUAAAUCAGUAUCCGAUACAAAACGUUUAAAAAGUUUGUGUCCUUUAUAGUUUCAAACAAUUAUUCUGGUGUUUCCAACUUUUAUUGAGGAUAGAUGGCUAUAAUUAUUCAUUUAUAAAUAAAAGGAUUAAAUUACAUUCACCUACCAUCGAUUGCUACUAAGCGGAAACGCGUCAUGAGAAAACGCCUGCCUCGUACCCAGGCGGUAUGUUCUAUUGCUCGUGUGGCCUUUGCGUGGGAUGUGUGCCGUGUACAAACCAAAGCGCCUGGGUACGAGGCAGAGAAAACGCGAUCUAUAAAUUGGACAUAGCUUGCGUAGCCAGCGGUUUGCCUCGCCUCCCUAAUUUUCGUUGCCCGCGCCUCAACCCCAACCCUUAAAACUGCCGGCUACGCAGGAUAAUUAGACAUGAAACAUAACAUGUCAUUUGGACUUCAAACUUUACAUGAUUUUGCUGGAAACAUUUGACGGUUUACAAUUAUUUUUUCCGCGAAAACGUAACAAAGUUAGUACAAACAUUGCAAACCGCAAUACUGAAUUUGUCCACUAUAAACACAAAAUAUAAGGCCUGUUUCAUACGUCGAAUUUAAUUCAGACGAAUUUAAUCACGGAUUUAGUGUUUGCAAGCUAAUCCCCGCCCAAUAUGAAUGUGUUUCUAAAUUUGAAAUGUUGACUGUGAGUGUCAAUAUUUCAAAUCCAAAUUUCAAGUCCAAACAAUUAAAUCAUGUUUGACAGCCAAUUGGAUGCGUUUUCUCAUGACAUGUUUCUGCUUUAUAGUUGCAAUCAACGGUAUAUUGUUCAUGUGCUUCGAAAUGCUUCGAAUUUGCUUCGAACUUCGAAGGUUCGAAGCGUCUUCAAAAAUCAUAAUUAAGAUUUUUUUUGAUGAAUCACCGCUGACCGAUAUAGCAGCAGUCCAUAUGCAAAUCCCGGGCGUUUGCCCCCGGGGUUAAUUUUCAAAAUACAAAUGUAGGCUAAAUCCCGGGUCUCCGGGGCGUGAUUUUAAAACAAAUUCCGUGCCAUGCCCUCAAUUUUAUGGGGGGGGGGUGCUGAUUUGCAGCAGGCAUGCAAACAUGCAUGAGGUGAAUUUGUCAAUAGGUGCAAGAGGGACGACAAGUAUAAUCCUGCAUGGCCAGUUAUAUCCAAGAUUACUGUUUGGUACCAUUUUUUUUAGCAUGAACAAUCAUUAUUAAGAUGUAUAAAUUUUGUCAGUAGAUAAAUGUCAGUUUAAUAAUUGGGCUAACAAGCUAAUUAGGUGUCUUUUGAUUGGUUAGUGAUAGUGAUCUUGGCCGUAUGUGAAAAAGUCAAAAUCUGGCCUUUUUGUAGAGGUGGUGCUAGCCCCGAUUUGAAUGGGGGGGGGAGGGGGUUAGUGACAAUGUAUCUUUUCCCAACAUUGUUGGCGGCAUAUUUUUCGUUUUCUUUUGAGUACAUGUACCGUUGCUUUCCUUCAUGUUUUCAUAAAUUUCUCCUUAAUUAAUUGUCAAUCAAUAUUUUAGUUUUUCCCUUCCUAUCCAAUUCAUGUAUUGCUGACUACGAAAACAAUUGCCGAUCGGCAAAUUUGCUGACUACUUGAUGACUGGGAGGGUGUCUCCCCUCCCCCCCCCCUCCACACUAGCGCCGCCCAAAAUACCUGGUUGGUCUAUAUCAGACAUAAAAUUUUAAUCUAUAUUUUAAUAUAUAAUGCACUAUAACCAAGCGAAAGAUACUUUGGCUAGUUAAUUAGCCCAAUUGACAUUUAUCUACUGACAUUCAUCUAAAUAAUUAUUGUUCAUGCUAAACAAAUUAAUUGGUAUUAACAAGCUAUAAUCUUAGACUUACCUGGCUGAGAUUAUACUUGUCAUCCCUAUCGCCCCUUCCUUAUGACAAAUUCACAUCCUGCCAAUUAUUGCUGUGUUGAGUGCCCACACUAUGACAGCCCAAACCCAAUGUACAGUGUGAGUUUGUCAUGGUAAAUUAAUUAGCAAACUUUGUUUCAAUGGAGGGGAGAGGGGAUCAUGCCGAAUUUGGCUUGUCAAUGUACAUUGUAUAAAUUUUGUAAAAUUUCAAACACUAAUGAUCUCAAUAUCUUAUGUUCAAGACUGUAGCUGUAAAAAGCACACAGUUCCAAUAAACAGUUAUUGUUAAUAAAUCUAUUGUUUAUGUUUUUUAAUUAAUUGAAGAGAGUUGUACAUUUGGAGAUGAGUGCAAAAAGCCACACACGUUUGACAUUACACAGACGAGAGAGUUAUUGGUAUACCACAAAUUGGACAGUUUGGACACAGACGUCCUAAAAACUUUGUUUCGAAAGGUAUUGAGUGACAAGAAAAUGAAACAUGCCUCUAGCAGUUCCGGUCCGAGCAUUUGUAAAUUUUACAACAAGGGGGAUUGUAAAAAUGGUGACAAAUGUGAAUUUCUGCAUGUGUGUAAACACUACAUAGAUGGGGAUUGUAAAUUUGGCAGCCGCGGAUGUAAAAGGUAUGAUCAACUUUAAUUUAAUUACACAAUUGUGUAUAAAAAAGUGCACAGUUCUAAAACGUUCACUAAAACUGAAAAUUCUGCAACAUUUGUGACUAGUUCAUGUUAGGGUGGGUGUCUGGGGUAUUUUGAGUUCUGGUAUCUCUAUCGCCAAAUUAUUCUGAGAAGUAAAUUUUCGAGUACAGAAGGGCUGUUUUUCAAAACCACUUUAAAAAUGGCUUGCGCACAAAAUUGUUAGGUUUAAAACGCAAUUUGACACAGGGUGCAAAUGUGGAAGGUGUUUUAUGAACUAUCAAAAUACCACUCCAGACAAUUUGAUGGAAAUUAAGUCCAACGAGCUCUGAAACUUACAAUGUAACGUAAUAAUUAAUAAAGCGGACAUAAUUUCAACUCAGUUUUUGCACCCUGAGCCUGCGCUGCUAGGUGGAACAGUCGCGUUUGUGGCACCCAAAUGACCCCCCAUUUUAUAUAUCCGGCCCUGCCAGCAGGAGCUAUUCCAGUAUCAUGAAAGAAAUAGAACGUUUGUUCUUUAUUGCUGUUGUAGGUAUCAUGAUUUUGAAAGUAGACAUUCAAGAAAAAUUUUGGCUGUUCAUAAUAUGGGAGAACUUGGCAACGAAUGGCAGAUACGCUGCGUGCUUCAAAGUAACCAAGCCCUAAACCUCGAUUCGGAUAAACCAGAUAAUGAUUCUUUUUUGAAAGCCUUGGUUACGUGCAGUGCCAAGAGUAUGGCAACCAGUCCAAGUCCUAGCACAACAUAUUCUUCAUCGCAGGAUUUUUCCAGUGAAAAGAUGGAGAUAUGCGGUUUCAAUCUGCGUGGGAAGUGUUAUUAUGGCAACAUGUGUAAUGCAUUGCACACAGCCCUACCAUAUCAAUGGCAGUACUAUGAUGAUAAACUCUUGCUUUGGAAAAACUUUCCUGACAAUAAUAAUCGAGAUAUAGAGAAGAAAUUUUGUGAUCAUGAGGAGGAUACUGUGACACUUAAACUGGUUGGCCAUACUGUGACAUCUAAACUGGUUUUUUUCUGUAUUGAUUUUCAAAAAAUGGAAGGAAGAACAUUUUUUGGUAAGAUUGAAUUUCUGUUUAUCGUUCAUAUGUGCUUUCUUACAGCAUAAGCACAAUGCUUUACUUAAAAAAAUAUUUUCGUUAAGUAACGUAAUUUUACUCUGACUAAAUCAAUCAUCAAACAUCAAAAGGAAAUCUAGAAUGUUAAUUGGUCAAUCCAAACUAUCUGACUAUAAUAAUUAUAUGUCUCGUUUCUUCCGUCUACGUUUGCACUAUUGCAGAUAUUUUUAAGAAUUUUAAAUUUUUAUCUUUAGCUACAUCCUUUCUUCAAAUAUCGUUUUGUCAUAGAUACCCAAGUUUGGAAAGUACGUCGUCUUUCAACACUCUCGUCAGUAUUGGCUGUAUCUGGUCACGUGUUUCGUACCACGUGGAAGUGGUACUGGCAAGAUGAGCGUGAUAAAUGGCAUUGCUACGACAACGGUAAAGCUGAAACAACUAGCGAGGAAAUUGAACAGCAUUUUCAGACAAGUACGUGUACACCAAGUGAAUCCACUUCUGGUAAGGUUUGACUUAAAAUUAGACUUAUAGUUUGUAGUUACACCAUAGACAGAUUCGAAAAAUAGCUGUCAUUUUUUCUUCCGAAAUUAGUUUCAUGCGGUAAUCUAAGGUAAUCAUGCGCCUUAUUUACAGAAUACUUCAAGACUGACACUUUUACAAAGUAUAAAUAUAAUUCCAUGUAUUCUCUUUGGGAAAUUACUCUUGACUCCAAUUUAGCCUACUUUUGAAAUCUUACUUCCAAUGUAUAUUUUCUCCCAUUUUGAAAUAUUAAAUAUUUCUUUCCAAAGUAGUAAGAAGAGUUUCUAUUGAAGGUAUAUCUAUACCAUAGGGAUGCCCUAAAAUACGUGUACAGAUGAAUAAACUUCGUUGUAAAACUUCCUUGAUUAUAUUUUAAGACCGCUUAGUACAAAAUAUAUACAUUAAUAUACAAAGCAGGCAUGUUCUUUUUUUUGUUUUAGGUACGAAAGGAUAUAAAUUCUCCGCUGGCUCUAAUAGCUACACUCUAAACUUUGAUGACGUACACGAAUUGUAUCAACAGAAUGAUGAACAUGGAACGAAACGAAAUGUUCGAAGACGACCUGCGAAAUAUCUCAAUGAAAAUACUAUGAAGCAAGUUUUCGAAGAGUAAGCCUUGUUUAGAGAUUUUAAAAUUAAGUUCCGCCUGAGUAGGCAAACUAGCAAACGUUUUUGUGGAAAAUACAUUCAAAGAUUCAAAGAUUUAUUUGUGCCAACAAUAAUCCAUAAUUUGAAGUAUAUAUAGAUACAUAAUUAAACAAAUAAUCGAAGCACAGGCUGACAGGCUAUUUAGAAUAGCAAAGCUAAUCUAGCCAAAUAGUCCAUGUUAAUUCAAAUUUGAAAACAUCUGAAUAUCUUUAUUAUUUUCCUACAGGCAAAAAUGUUUCCCUAUACAAAUUCAGAAAAUUAUGUUUUGCAAGUUUUAUUACCUGUAGUCUUGCAAAAACUGUCUUCUGAAUAAGUCUUCAACCAGUGCUGCAUGUUGAUGCCAGCACUAUUUUAAAUUUUAUUUUUGAGUAAAAUAAUAUAUUCUGGAGAGUAAAGGCAAGUAUUUAAUCUGACAUUUUUUUCCUGGCUUAUCCAUCAUCAAUGUUUCCUGAAACAAUGCUUCCUACUACUUAGUGACCCUGACCCUACUACGAGAUUUUAUUCCUCAAACGGUAAGAACUAGUUAAUAAGUCUACCUGUCAUCGUUUUUGUUUUUCAUACUAUUUAGUUUCAAACGAAAUCGUCAAAAAACAAGUUCUAACAGUGGCACCCCAUCAUAUCCUGUUCCAUCCAACUGGAGCCUUAUUGAUCUUUCAGAAGAAUUUAAAAUUGUAGAAUUGAGUGAAGUAUCGGAUCAUAAUGAGUACUCGAAAGUCAAGGCAGAAUUUAUGACAACAAUGGCGGGUUUUAAAGUGAAAUCUGUUAAACGCGUUCAGAAUCCUGGCUUGUGGGAAGAUUAUGAAAGGUAUGUAGUUGCACUAGUGUUUUUUGUUGUUGUUCUUUUUAAGGUAAAACAUCGGUUAUGUGGGAUUGAUUGAUUGAUUGGGAAAAAUUAAAUCAGAUACAACUAUUAAUCAGAUACAACUAUAUAUAUAAAAAUAUUACAUGGGGGUCACUAUAUCAAAGGUUUACAUGAAGUAGUGCGUCACAUAGGCACGCAAAGGGGGGUGGAAUAUGAGAUCAUCAAUUUUCGCUUCCUUAUAAUAAACCGCUGCGCUUGUUCGUCGCGAUGCACUACUUCAUGUAAACCUUUCAUCUUUCAUAUAGUGGCUCGCAUGAAAUAUUUUUGUUUAUAUGCAUUAACUCCUCGCCUUUAUUUUGCUAAACAUUUUUUAACAUGAAGUAUUCUCAAUUACGCCACCAAUGAAUUAACGCAGGAUGGCGUUGCUCACGUCGUGUACUCAUGUUAGCCAUGGCAACACGAAUGCACGAUCAUUGUUUUUAGUUUUUAAUUUUUUGUGCAAAACAGCAAAAAAUAUUAAUGAAGUUGAACUCUUUUAAUUAACUAUCGAACUAUCAAUUUCUAAAGCUUCGCGAAAUCAGUGUUCAUUUAACUUUAUAAUAUUAUAUGUGCUGUUUCAAUUGUUUGGCAUUUUUUGGCGAUUAACUAUUUAGCCUAACUUAGUCUCUUUAUUAGUUGCAACAAAAUCAAUUCAAUCAUACAGCUCGCUCUUGGAAAUAAUUUAGUUUCCUUUAAUUCUAUAAGCCUUUUGUAAUAUAAAAUAGGGCAAUUUAGGAGGCAAGUAUAGAUACUAGAUUGGACUGGUAUCGCGGGUUCGAUUCCCACCGUGGCCAAGCUAACUUUUCAGCUUGCCCGGUGUGGAUGCACACUCAGAGUAACAUCACAAACAUCAUAUUCACCUGAGUACAUAAUACCAACACACACACAAAAUAACGUACUAUAAAACAAAACGAACUUACUUUAUAUUUCAUCAUUUCCCAUCUUAUGUCUUUUCUUGUCAUUUCUUUACAGUAAAAUUUAAAAAAUUGCUUUGCAGCUCAUUGUAUGAAACGACUACAGUUUUCAUAUGUUUUCAUUCUUUUCAACCCGACAUCUUGGCAGUUGGCUCAUUUCACUCCUGGCAGUCCGCCAUAUUUUGAGAUCAGUGAGAUGAUCACCCGCUGCCCCACUUUUGAAAUCGCUAGCAGCCUUCCUUUUCCCGGGUUUAAAUAGUCGUGCGAAAUUAGUACCCUUGCGCCGGACUUACGCCGGGAUUUUUGACCUUUUUUCGACCUCAAAAUUCUAUCAAUAAAUAGAAAAUAGAAAAAAAAUGCUAACUAUAAUUUGAAAUAGUUUAACACAGCUGUGCAUGGCCGCAAUUUAGUUAUCGCCUAAAAAACAAGGCUAUUAUCAAACAAUUCUUGCUUUAAUUUUAAGGCAAAAGGCAAAAAUCACCAAGAAGAACUCGGGCCAGUCUCCUGAAGAGCGCUGGCUAUUUCACGGCACGAGUAAAGACAUUGUGGAACCAAUUUGCCAACAAGGUUUCGAUUGGCGUCUCAGCGGUUCUAAACACGGAGCCGUUUACGGCAAAGGUAGUUAUUUUGCCGUAGAGGCCUCGUAUUCCCAUAGGUAUAGUUUGAAAGCUGUGCAAGACUGCUGCAAGAUGUUCAUGGCUAAAGUGAUCGUGGGCUCGUAUGUUGCGGGCUCGUCCGAUACUCAGCGGCCACCUGCGAAAGACCCUUCCGACCCUCUGAGUCCUUUGCAUGACUCGUGCGUGAAUAAUGAAGUGAAGCCUACCAUCUUUGUCGUCUUCGAACGGAGUCAGGCUUAUCCCUACUACAUCAUUGACUAUACCAACUGAAACCUGUCCAAUAUCUUGGACAAAAUAUACCAGUUUUUUUUACAAGAGUGCAGUGAAAUUAGCUCUGCUAAACUGGUUUUGUAUUGCACGUUCUUUUCAAUAAACUUUAGUAUUAUUAAGAAUAACUAACUUGUCAAGAACAACAUUGACUAUUUUAAACUUUUUUCAUACCUAAUUUAACAUCAUAACUUUGAAUAAUCACAUGCCUAGUUGCUAUUAGAAUAGAAAACAAAUGUUACCAACUUUUUGACAAAAGUUUUUUUGUUUAUCUAUUUUGCAACAACAAAAACAAAAGGGAGAUCACAUAACUAGUAAGAGGAGAAACGUGGCUGUAUACGUUAGUAGUAAUAUAGGUACCGUUCGACCUGGAUUUUGGGGGCGCCGCAGCAUCAUUAGCAUAAAACAAGGUGCCGCAUCAUCAGUAUAAUAUACUGGAUGAUAUCCUAAUUAAGAUAACAAACAUACUGGAUGAUAUCCUAAGAUUCUGGACGAUGUCCUAAGAUACUGGGCGAUGUCCUAAGAUAUUGUAU
Paramuricea clavata is the source of this 8628-nucleotide messenger RNA. NCBI's taxonomy places the organism in Eukaryota, Metazoa, Cnidaria, Anthozoa, Malacalcyonacea, Plexauridae. The record is from the annotation of a GenBank genome assembly.